CUGAACAGAAGAUGCAGAACUUGGGAAGACAAAAACAAACAAAGAAAAUAAAAGAUUCUUCCGUCUAAACCAAAAGAAAGAGAAUAGAAAGACGGUUCUAAGAUCCAGACCGAAGAACGACAAGCCAAAAGCGUACGUACUCGUGGCUCUCUAAUCCGCAUUGCCAAAAGAAAAAAGAAGAAGCUUUCAAAAGUGUAGAUUGAUCGAGCCAUGCAUAGAAGAGAGGAGGAGGCAUCAGUGCAGGCCUCGUCGGUGCAGGGGGGCAGCAGCAGCAGCACGCGCCCGGCCGAUGCUCCGGCCGAGCGCGCGUUCCCGAUACGGUCACACGGCGCCGGCGUGGCGAGGUCGCACGCCUACGACUGGGUCGCGCUGCUCCUCCUGGUCGCCGUCGACGGCCUCCUCAACGUCAUCGAGCCCUUCCACCGGUUCGUCGGCGCCGGCAUGAUGACCGACCUCCGGUACCCCAUGAAGAGCAACACCGUCCCCCUCUGGGCCGUCCCGAUCGUCGCUGUCAUUGGGCCCGUGAUUAUCUUCACCGCCGUCUACAUCAGGAAGAGGAACGUCUACGAUCUGCACCAUGCUGUGCUAGGCAUUCUGUUCUCGGUGCUGAUUACCGGCGUCAUCACCGACGCGAUCAAGGACGCCGUCGGCCGGCCGCGGCCGAACUUCUUCUGGCGCUGCUUCCCCGACGGAAAAGGGGUGUUCGACAAAGUCACCACGGGUGCCAUCUGCCACGGCGACCCGAGCGUGAUCAAGGAAGGGCACAAGAGCUUCCCGAGCGGGCACACGUCAUGGUCUUUCGCCGGUCUGGGGUUCCUGUCGUGGUACCUCGCCGGGAAGAUCGCCGUGUUCGACCGGCGCGGGCACGUCGCCAAGCUCUGCGUCGUCCUCGCGCCUCUGCUCGUCGCGGCGAUGGUCGCCAUCUCGAGGGUGGACGACUACUGGCACCACUGGCAAGACGUGUUCACGGGGGCCAUCCUUGGGAUGACGAUUGCCUCUGUUUGCUAUCUUCAGUUCUUCCCAGCUCCAUCACAUAAGGAAGGGUUCUGGCCUCACGCGCACCCCGGCAACAUCUCGGAGAGGAGGAAAAACAGCGAGAGCCAGGUGCAAGGCACCAGAGAACCACUGGACGCAAUGGAGACCGGCAGGGGAGGCCAAUGAACGAUGAUGAUCUGCAACACCAAUCAUGCAUAUGCAUAAGGCCGUAGUGGGCAGCAGCUGCUCCACGAGGCACAAAAAUGUGAUCAUCGUUAGUUUUGUGAAUACUUGGCGUUCGUCGGUGGCACAGGCUAAAAUGGACGGUGUGUUUUUUCAUGCGUCCCACAACACAAAUGUAUGGUGUACAUAUUUAUCGUUUCCGCUUAGCCUGUAUGUAUUUUGUUCUCACUGUGUAAAAAUAAAUCCUGUUCUGUUCGCACCUAUCUUUCGACUUUUGUUUAUGUUUAGA
Messenger RNA from Oryza brachyantha (malo sina), 1447 nucleotides. Its product is annotated as lipid phosphate phosphatase 2-like. The record is from RefSeq and is a predicted model, not a curated record. Gene Ontology annotation, biological process: phospholipid metabolic process. Gene Ontology annotation, molecular function: phosphatidate phosphatase activity. The transcript has 7 exons. NCBI's taxonomy places the organism in Eukaryota, Viridiplantae, Streptophyta, Magnoliopsida, Poales, Poaceae. The coding region runs from base 211 to 1161 and encodes 316 amino acids.